Messenger RNA from Iphiclides podalirius (scarce swallowtail), 846 nucleotides. The record is from the annotation of a GenBank genome assembly. Lineage: Eukaryota; Metazoa; Arthropoda; Insecta; Lepidoptera; Papilionidae.
AUGACUUGUAUUGCUUGCACUCCAUAUGAAAAGAGAGAUGCUUGGAGGAUAGUGGCAGUACUUUAUUUAGGUAAUAUUUAUUUAUGUGCACGCGACACAGAAGAAAAAAUUAAAAGGAAACAGAACAUUACAGAGAAAGAACAAAGAUUUACUUCAUGGGGUUACAAGUUUGAACAAUCAGUUUUGUCAGAAAAACCAAACACUCAACCAAAUCCAAAUUUACCUGUGAAUGAAAAUAAAGAGUUUUCUUUGGUUUUUAAAACUAAUUUAAAUAAUCAUAUUAUUAUAUAUGGUGCUGAAAUGGAUGGAAUUCGUUGUGACAAAGGUCCAGUACAACAGCCACCGGAAGUUGAAGCUGACACAGAAGUUAUUUUAAAGUACUUGUCUGAUAAGGAGUAUAUAGAAGUAAAAACAAAUAGGCAUUUAGAAUUUCAUAAUCAAGGAAGGAAUUUUAGGAUCCAUAAAACGAAAAAAUGGUGGUGCCAGUCAUUUCUUGCAGGAGUUAAUACUAUAUUAUGUGGGUUUAGAAAUGAUGAUGGAGUUGUUGAAGAACUUAAAGUAAUGCAAGUAAAUGAACUUCCAAAAAUUUCACGGAACUUCUGGGAUCCAAAUGUCUGCAUCAAUUUUCUAGAAACAUUUUUGACAUAUGUGAAAAGGUGUCUGGAGAGGGAAAUAAAAUAUAAGUUUGGACAACAGGCGUUAAAAAACAUAAAACCAUUGCCAUUAAUAAGUUUACAUUUUGAAUGGAAACCAGGUGAACCGGUUAUGGUAACAAAUGAUUAUAAUUAUGAAGAUGACCCUAUAUUGCCUCAAUGGUAUGUUGAGAAUUUUAAGCUGAAUGCACUU